AUGCCCCCAUCAAGAGCGUCCACACCUCAGUCAAUGCAGGUGACACCCUAUGACUAUCAUGACGAUUCGAAACUGAAACUACAAAAGUCCGAUAACAUACUACUUUGUCUAACGAGACAAGGUCGAAACAUAUUCAUAUCAAUAGUGGCAUUUAUAUUACUAUGUCUACUCAUAACGAGCAACGUCUUGAAGUCAUCACACUAUACUCCCAAGUUGAAUGGGCUAGAUAAUGUUUCAUUCUUUGAUUUGGCAAAUUAUGCUGGGUCGCCCAAUGGAUGGCAGUAUGAUGAAAGAGUAUUGUUUUGCGUUCCUUUGAGAGAUGCUGCUGCUCAUUUACCAAUGUUUUUCAACCAUAUGAAGAAGUUGACGUACCCGCAUAAUCUUAUAGAUUUAGCAUUUUUAGUCAGUGACUCCAAAGAUGAUACCAUGGGGGAAUUGAUGAGACACUUGAAUGAGAUUCAGCUGGACCUUAACACCGAAAUGCAUUUUGGUGAGAUUGAAAUAUUUGAAAAGGAUUUCGGGCAAAUUAUUGGCCAGAGUUUUAGUGAUAGACAUGGUUUCGCAGCUCAAGGUCCAAGAAGAAAAUUGAUGGCGCGUGCAAGAAAUUGGUUAUGGUCAGUGGCUUUAAAACCACAUCACUCUUAUGUAUAUUGGAGAGAUGCUGAUGUGGAGACUGUACCGCCUACGAUUUUGGAAGAUUUGAUGCAUCAUGAUAAAGACGUAAUUGUACCUAAUGUAUGGCGUCCAUUACCUGACUGGCUAGGAAAUCAACAGCCCUAUGAUUUGAACUCAUGGCAGGAGAGUGACGGUGGCUUACAAUUGGCGGAAACUCUAGAUGAGGAUGCUUGUAUAGUGGAAGGUUAUGUUGAAUAUCAAACGUGGAGACCUCACUUGGCAUAUUUGCGUGAUCCAUAUGGAGACCCGGAAGUAGAAAUGGACUUGGAUGGAAUUGGAGGUGUGUCCAUCUUGACCAAAGCUAAGGUUUUUCGUACUGGUUCUCAUUUCCCUGCUUUUUCAUUUGAGAAGCAUGCAGAAACAGAGGCGUUUGGUAAAUUGAGUAAACGAAUGGGAUAUACAGUGGUUGGAUUACCACAUUAUGUCAUUUGGCAUAUAUACGAGCCAAGUAGUGAUGACUUAAAACACAUGGAGUGGAUGGCAUUGGAAGAAGUACGUCAACAAGAAGAAGCCAAGAUUAAAAAAGUAUACGACAAAGUUUGGGACAAAGCAUUUGAAGAUGUUCAAAAUGAUUGGAGCAAAGAAAGGGCCAAAUUUUUGAAGAAUACUGAUAUGUCAAGGUAUCGUAAGAUCCAAGUUGAUUGGUCGGGUUCUGAUGAUUUUGACCUUGAUGUCAAAUUGAAGAAUGAUAAGAAAUUGGCUGAUUUCAAUCCGUAA
This is a messenger RNA of Lodderomyces orthopsilosis Co 90-125, 1392 nucleotides long. It is a transcript of the gene ANP1, whose product is annotated as Anp1p. The coding region runs from base 1 to 1392 and encodes 463 amino acids. The transcript has a single exon. NCBI's taxonomy places the organism in Eukaryota, Fungi, Ascomycota, Pichiomycetes, Serinales, Debaryomycetaceae. The record is from RefSeq and is a predicted model, not a curated record. Gene Ontology annotation, biological process: cell wall mannoprotein biosynthetic process; protein N-linked glycosylation. Gene Ontology annotation, molecular function: alpha-1,6-mannosyltransferase activity. Gene Ontology annotation, cellular component: mannan polymerase complex.